CACCCACACCUACCCCUUUGUCAAUAGCAUUGUACCAUCUGAGACAUACACAGACACACGCACAUAUUCCCAUAGACACCCCAACACAUAGACACAGACUUCCCUAACACUUUUGCCUCAAUCCCCACUCUGCAUUUACCCCCCCCAUACACACACACACACCCCUCCAACCAUAACAAACAGCAGCAUCAUAUCUAUUCUUCCCCAACACCAGCACAUUGACCCCCCCCAGUACAUCCUUCAACAUCAGCACCAUCUCCCCACACCCUUGCCUAACACACACACGACUGCUCUUCCCCCACCCCACAACAGACACUAUUCGCUAUCUUCUCCCUCUCUGAAACACACACACACACACACACACUUCCCUAACACUCCCUGUCACACAUGCACCACCCAAGCCCCAACAUGUUCACAGGCACACGUCUUCCCCAAAACACCCUCCAGCCGACUCAGCUACUGCCUGGCAACACGUUGUCACCCAUGCAGCGAUGGGGGGCCGAGCUGGACAAGAUGGAGCAGCAUCUUCACGAGGAGUCUGUCUCGGUUUCCAGCUUCAAUCCGUUCUCGCAGGAUUCUUCGCAGGAAAACAUGACGCGGGAUUUGAGACAGGAGGAGGAGGUGGCGGCCAGUGGCUUCUAUCAGAAAUAUAAUCCCAAGGAGGUGAUCGGAAGGGGGGUCAGCAGUGUGGUCCAGAGAUGCAUCCACAAGAGGACGGACAUGGAGUACGCUGUGAAGAUCAUCGAGGUUACCGACGAGAGCAUGAGCCCGGACCAGCUGGACGAGGUCCGCAGAUCCACCCAGAAGGAGAUCGAGAUCUUACAGGUGGUCUCCGGACAUCCGAACAUCAUCACACUCAUUGACUACUACACCUCUGAGACCGUUACCUUCCUCGUGUUUGAUCUGAUGAAGCGAGGGGAGCUGUUUGACUACCUCACUCACAAAGUGGUGCUGAGCGAGAAGGAAACCAGGAAUGUUAUGAGGGAGCUCCUAGAGGCCAUUGACUAUCUCCACAGCCGGGACAUCGUGCACCGGGAUGUGAAAACCGAGAAUAUCCUGCUGGAUGAACAGGCCCAUAUCCGACUCUCUGACUUUGGCUUUGCCUGUCACCUUGGGCCGGGUGAGAAGCUCCGAGAACUCUGCGGGACCCCCGGUUACCUGGCUCCUGAGCUUCUCACCUGCUCCAUGGACGAGACGCACCCAGGUUAUGGCAAAGAGGUGGAUGUCUGGUCCGCUGGGGUAGUCAUGUACACCCUCUUGGCUGGUACUCCGCCCUUCUGGCACCGCAAACAGAUGGUGAUGCUGCACAUGAUCAUGGAGGGCAAGUACCAGAUGACUUCGAACGAAUGGCAGGAUCGAUCGGACACUGUCAAAGACCUGAUCUCAAGGAUGCUGACCGUGGACCCUACCAAGAGAAUCACCACAGGAGAAGCUCUGAGCCACCCGUUCUUCCAGAGUUACAUUCCAGAAGUUCGACAUUUCAGCCCCCUCCGAAUGUUCCGGGUGGCCGUGUGGACAACACGGGCCUGUAUCCGUAUCAACGAGAACUACAGGCGAAUGAAGCUGGUGACCAAGGAGAUCCUGAUCGGCAACCCCUACACCAUCAAGGCUGUGCGCAGGCUGAUCGACGGUUGUGCCUUCCGUAUCUACGGGCACUGGGUGAAGAAAGGACAGUAUCAGAACCGAGCGGCACUCUUCGAGAACUCUCCCAAAGCCCUGCUGCACACCACCCUCUACCUCGAGAAAGAGGACCCGCAGGAGCUCGGGCACAUGUACAGCGACUGACGCUCCAGCUCUCAGAAAUUGUGUUGGAUCCUGUUACUGCUCCUGGAAGCAGUGCCGAAGGAGGAGGAACAUCUCCUGGACCUGAGAGUGCAUCACUGUCGCUGCCUCGCCCCGGACUGUGUUCCCGCUGACACAAGAGGGGCAUGGACUGGUGGGGGUGGAGGGGUGGGGUGUCCCUGAUUUACUGCCUG
Molecule: messenger RNA, 1976 nt
Organism: Stegostoma tigrinum
Lineage: Eukaryota; Metazoa; Chordata; Chondrichthyes; Orectolobiformes; Stegostomatidae
Product: phosphorylase b kinase gamma catalytic chain, skeletal muscle/heart isoform-like
Exons: 11
Coding region: 388-1785 (465 amino acids)
Biological process (GO): protein phosphorylation; glycogen biosynthetic process
Cellular component (GO): phosphorylase kinase complex
Molecular function (GO): ATP binding; calmodulin binding; phosphorylase kinase activity
Source: RefSeq, a predicted model, not a curated record